AUAAAUAGGAAGAGCAACAGUUGCAGUGAGCAUUCAACCCACUCUGCAGAGCUUCGAAACUACUGAGAAGAGGACACUCUCAAAUAUUCUGCAGAUAUGGCCAAGGUUUUCAAGAAGACCAGCAAAAGUGGAGCGCUGACCCUCUACCUGGGAAAACGAGACUAUGUAGAUCACGUGACAUCGGUGGACAAAGUCGAUGGUGUUGUGAAGCUGGAUCCAGCUGAGUUUGGAGAUAAAAAAGUGUUUGUGCAGUUGGCAUGUGCCUUCCGUUACGGCAGCGAUGACCUGGAUGUGAUCGGUCUGGGCUUCAGGAAGGACAUCUGGAUCCACUUUGUCCAAAUUUACCCUCAAGCCAACAAACCUGCUCUGAGCCCAAUGCAUGAGACUCUGCUGGCGAAGGCUGGAGACAGCGCAUACCCUUUCUCUUUUGAAAUACCCAACAACCUGCCAUGCUCAGUGUGUCUGCAGCCUGGACCUGAUGACAAGGGAAAGGCUUGUGGCGUUGACUUUGAGGUCAAGACUUACCUCGCCAUGGAACAGAACAACCCUGAUGAGAAGAUCGAUAAGAAGGACACUGCUCGCCUUGUCAUUCGUAAAAUCCAGUAUGCCCCCUCGCAGGUGUCUGCAGGACCCAAGGCUGAUAUCUGCAAAAGCUUCAUGAUGUCUGACAAGCCUGUUCAUCUAGAGGCCUCCCUGGAAAAAGAUCUUUACUUCCAUGGUGAGACAAUCCCUGUCAAAAUUAAGAUCAAGAACGACAGCAACAAAACAGUCAAGAAACUCAAAAUCACCGUGGACCAAACUACAGACAUCGUCCUCUACUCCGCAGACAAAUACACCAAGACUGUUCUUACCCAGGAGUUUGGUGAGACAGUGGAGCCCAACAGCAGCUUUGAGAACACUCUGAACAUCACACCCCUCCUGAGUGAGAACAAGGAGAAACGAGGACUGGCACUGGACGGACGCCUUAAAGAUGAGGACACCAACUUGGCCUCCACCACUAUGCUGCGCAACGUGGAAAAAGAUGUGUUGGGAAUCUUGGUUUCCUACAAGAUAAAGGUUAACCUCAUGGUGGCAGGAGGAGGUCUGCUGGGUGGCCUCACCGCCAGUGAUGUGACAGUGGAGCUGCCAUUGAUGCUUAUGCACCCCAAGCCUGAAGAGUAAAUACUGUGUAUCAAUUGUUGUGAAAGGAAACUCCCCCAUAGCCGAGAGCGAGUAUUCCACCACGAAGGUUGAAAGGAAAAACACAGUAAACCAGGAAGACAACAAGAGGGUGGAAACAAUAAGGACACAAAAACAAUGAAGAAAAAGGAUAUGACCGAUUAACAACAACAAAACAACUGAAGGAAAUGACUUUUUCAACACUUGAAACAUAUAUUUACCAAUGUAAUAUCCUCUCUCAGAUUUUGUUUUCUCUGUUAAUGUAAUUUAGAAGUAGAAAGACACUUUGGACUUUUCACCUCAUGUUAGAAUAUGAAUGAGGUCAGGCAGAUAAUCAGCUGUUGAAACUGCUGCACAGAAUCUAUUCUCUUAAAUUUGUUGCUUUUCUCUUUCUGUCUUGUGAAAUGAACCAGUUCAUGUUUUUUGACUGACUCAGUCAACACAAUAAAGUAAAAAUUAAGUUA
Molecule: messenger RNA, 1622 nt
Organism: Sphaeramia orbicularis (orbiculate cardinalfish)
Lineage: Eukaryota; Metazoa; Chordata; Actinopteri; Kurtiformes; Apogonidae
Gene: arr3a
Product: arrestin 3a, retinal (X-arrestin)
Exons: 18
Coding region: 97-1161 (354 amino acids)
Biological process (GO): visual perception; G protein-coupled receptor internalization; signal transduction
Molecular function (GO): G protein-coupled receptor binding
Source: RefSeq, a predicted model, not a curated record